GGUCGAGCGCCAUAUCACGUGGCCGUGCAAAGGUUUGAAAACCAAUCCAUCGGUGCCACCUAUUUCAUGACGUAUCACACGGUGCUACAAACCCCGGGUGAUUUUAUCGGUGCACUACGUGGAGCUCGGGACCUGGCGGAUCAAGUGAACGAAUACUGGCAUGGAAACCAGUCUGACUGGGAUUCUAACACCAUUCUCGCUCCGAAUUCCGUUUACCCAUACAGUGUGUUCUACGUGUACUAUGAGCAAUAUUUGACUGUCGUUCGCGAGGCUCUGAUUCAAAUCGGGAUCUGUUUGGCAGCCAUCAUUCUGGUCACAUUUAUCCUGCUUGGACUGAACCCAGUCGCCACCCUGAUGGUUUUGUUCGGUGUGAUUUACAUUCUGCUCAGUCUGGUCGCACUAAUGGCUCUGUGGGAUAUCAGUCUAAACGCGAUAUCCCUGGUCAAUUUGGUCGUGGUAAGUGAAUUGACCUGGCACACAAUAAUGCCUGUCCUUUGGUAUGUGUUUUAUCCGCUCCUCCAUCGUAAAAAGGCGGAUUGCAAAUGA
Echinostoma caproni is the source of this 546-nucleotide messenger RNA. The record is from the annotation of a GenBank genome assembly. Lineage: Eukaryota; Metazoa; Platyhelminthes; Trematoda; Plagiorchiida; Echinostomatidae.